Rubroshorea leprosula is the source of this 1763-nucleotide messenger RNA. NCBI's taxonomy places the organism in Eukaryota, Viridiplantae, Streptophyta, Magnoliopsida, Malvales, Dipterocarpaceae. The record is from the annotation of a GenBank genome assembly.
GCUUCUUCAUUCUCUGCAUCUUUUUCUGUUUAAUUUCUUCUCCAUUUCCUGAUCUCUUCACACAGUCCUUCCCUUCUUUCCCAUUUUUCACUUCCACACAUCUUGUUCGUCUUUGUCGUUGUUAGAAAGACACAAAGCAAAAAGGCAGACAGAAAAUAUCCUUGUUUCAGGAUGAUGCAAGAUGUGUGGAACGCAUCACCAGGUUUUAGGCCCACGAAGUCGGCUCCUUCUUCUCCUGCAAAGCCUCUUGGGAUGUUAAGAACUCGAUCUGAGUCAUUUCACGCCAUCCACAAAGUCCCAGUUGGGGACACUCCUUAUGUCAGAGCCAAAAAUGUUCAAUUGGUGGAAAAAGAUCCAGAGAGGGCAAUUCCUCUGUUCUGGGCAGCCAUCAAUGCUGGAGACAGAGUAGAUAGUGCCUUGAAAGACAUGGCUAUUGUGAUGAAACAACAAAAUCGAUCCGAGGAGGCCAUUGAAGCUAUCAAGUCACUGCGUAAUAGAUGCUCGGAUCAAGCACAGGAGUCUCUUGAUAAUAUUCUUCUGGAUCUUUAUAAGAGAUGUGGAAGAUUGGAUGACCAAAUAGCAUUAUUGAAACACAAGCUGUUUUUGAUUCAGCAAGGACUGGCUUUUAAUGGGAAACGCACAAAGACAGCCCGGUCUCAGGGAAAGAAAUUUCAGGUCUCAGUGGAACAAGAAGCUACUAGGUUACUGGGGAACUUGGGAUGGGCGUUGAUGCAGCAGAACAACUACAUUGAGGCAGAAGAUGCAUACCGCAGGGCACUUUCCAUUGCCCCAGACAAUAACAAGAUGUGUAAUCUUGGCAUCUGCUUGAUGAAGCAAGGGCGAAUAGCCGAGGCCAAAGAAACCCUCCGGAGAGUAAAACCGGCGAUUGCAGAUGGACCGAGGGGAGUGGAUUCCCAUCUCAAGGCCUACGAGAGGGCACAGCAGAUGCUCAAGGACCUUGAAUCCGAGAUGAUGAACAAGGGAGGAGAUAGGGUAGAGCAGAGUAGGCUCUUUGAUGCCUUCCUUGGUUCUUCAUCCAUUUGGCAGCCCCAACCCUGCAAGGAUCAUAACUCUAUGCGAACGUCAAAUGCAGGCAAAUCUCAGGAUGAAUUUACUGAUGAGAAUGUUGAUGCUAACAUUGCUGCAAACCAGUUGAUGGUUCCUCAACAAAAAAUUGUGAAGCAGUUUACUCCUUUUGGGAAUUCUUUGAAUAUUGAUGCACCACCAUUCUAUUCAUCAAAUUUUCAUGACACCCUCAAGAGAUCAAGGUCUGGAAAUGCUGCAAGUUCUAUGAGAGUGACUGAAAUGGGUGAUUACUCGAAGCCUUUCCCUGCAGAACUGGAAAAACCAGAAAUUAAGACAAGAAGGCUUUCUCAAUCACCUGAGGACACAGGAGACAAGUUGGCAGACUUGUUGCCAGACAGCAGGGACUUUGAAGAAGCUAUCAUUGCUGCAGUACUUGGAGCAGGCAGCAAUGAAGCAAGGAAAGGGGUGGAUACCACCAACACCACGGGAUUCUUUCACAAGAAAGUUGACCAGCGGCUUAGGGUUUUUCAGGACAUUACACUCUCUUUGAGUCCUAAAGCCUGACUUAAUCAAUAAUCCCUUAUUUAAUUUCAUUAAUCCUGGAGCCUGACUUGGGAGAUGAACUUGUUCUCCUCAUGCUCCUCCAGAGAUAGCAGUCUAAAACUAUCUACCUGUAACCAUUAGGCACUCCACUAUUUGUUUAGGCACAUUUAACUUAAUAAUCAUGUGUCUUAACC